Molecule: messenger RNA, 1729 nt
Organism: Pseudogymnoascus verrucosus
Lineage: Eukaryota; Fungi; Ascomycota; Leotiomycetes; Thelebolales; Thelebolaceae
Exons: 2
Coding region: 574-1620 (348 amino acids)
Source: RefSeq, a predicted model, not a curated record
CCAUAGAGUGAAGGCUUACUAUUCACACUCAAAUAUAUAUAAAUGAACAAAACUCAGAAUAAAUAUAAUGACAUCAAAGCCUUCAGUUUACUUCGAAUCUGCCUUGCGCAACUUUGGUAUAAAAAUACUACGCGCUGGCGAUGUGCUGUCUGCACAUGCAGGGGUUAACUACGGGUAGAACGACAACACCUGAUUUGCCUGCAUCUUCAAACACCAACACCAACACCAACACCAACACUGAUAUUUUGGUCCGAAGCCGUUCUAAGAGGAAAGAUUAACGCCUAUCCAAAAAAUGGGUACGGGGCAGCGAGAGCCCCGUUUUAGUGGAGUCGCCAGCCCGCGGUAACCUAUAAGCUCUUGCUACGAAUGUUUCCGUAGCCUGUCAGUUGAAGCAUAGCCCUUUUUUAGACCUGUAUCUAAACAUGGGCAGCGGCGCCUAUAUAGUACUGAGUAUGGGAGUGUCGAGAACAGACCAGUGUUGAUGAUUUCCGAUUUUACAUAUCUUUGGCAUGGUGGUCGCUCCUGGUAUUCCCAACUAUUUCUUUUUUAGUUCGUUUUUUCCUCGUUCUUGACAUGAUGCGCCGCCUAGUGGUCUUCUGGGUUGGGGUUCUUCUAUUCGACAUUCGAUAUGCUGGAGUGCAGGCACAGAAGGCGGUUUGGAAGACCCCGGUGAAGGGCGAAAAUCUGGAAGCCAACACGAUAGACUCGGUGUUGUUGGAUUGGACCUCGACCCUUCCCACCACAAUCCUGCGGAUGUGGUGCCAGAAUAAAACAGAUGUAAAUAAUCUGGUUUUAGCUAGCUCCUUCUUUGUCGAUUCCAAUGGACCCUUCGAAUAUGUUAUGGAGGAAUAUCUGCAAGACAAAACGGAGUUUCCUCUUGCUUGUCAUGCUGAGCUGGCAGAAAAUCCAGUGGGUGGCGGCACCGAUUGCCCGGCUGCGAUCGUGUGGUCGUCCAACGCAGGUGAAGCUGCAAAGACGGUUUCGCAGACGAAAGCAGCUUCAACCGUCACCGUAACACCUACACCGAGCUCAACUCCACCAAGUACGACUCCAACCCCAACUCCCAGUUCAACCCCGCCUUCGACUACGGACUCUACUUCUACCGACUCGCUAUCAAAGCCUACCACCUCUGCAUCGAGCACAGGCCCCGAGAGAACCACCAAGUCUUCGACGAAUACCUCAGAGGAACCCGCCACGCUUCCGACUAAGAUCGCAGAAAGUCCCUCUGGUGCCACAAUAGCACCCGUAGCACCCGCAUCUGCAAGCCCUAGCAACAUAGGGGCCAUAAUAGGGGGUGCAAUCGGCGGCGUAGCCCUCAUAGCCUUCAUCAUCCUCGCAGUCCUCUUCCUGCGAAAGUUCCAACGGAACCGCGCAGCCUCUCCCAUUCCCACCGAUUCGACACGGCGAAGUUUCUACCUCUUCAACGCCUACAACAAAAGGGGGCCAAAGGCGCGUACUACGGGCGUCUUUGAGAAGGAUGGUGAGUAUGGGCUGGGGAUACAAGAGAAAGAGGCCAAUGAUGUGUCUCGUGGUGUGAGGGUUUAUGAGUUGCCGGAAAGCGAAAGGGAGAGGCGGUAUAGUCCUGUCGAGCUGCCAGGCGGCUCGGUUUAUUAUCCAUGACAAGGUUGUGAUGGGUAGGAGGUGGAAGAUGGCUACGUUUGGUGGCGAUAUAUACGAUUUAACGAUAUAAUUCAUGUAAGGUAUAAAUUAUGGCAUAAGCACAAGAGAG